Molecule: messenger RNA, 225 nt
Organism: Zymoseptoria tritici IPO323
Lineage: Eukaryota; Fungi; Ascomycota; Dothideomycetes; Mycosphaerellales; Mycosphaerellaceae
Exons: 1
Biological process (GO): regulation of DNA-templated transcription
Molecular function (GO): DNA-binding transcription factor activity
Source: RefSeq, a predicted model, not a curated record
AUGGUCAGCACAACUCCAUCCGAGCCAUCUCCCCAAGCCCGCAUCCGCGACAACCAACGUCGAUCCCGCGCCCGCCGGAAGGAAUACCUCCAGGAACUCGAAACCAAAUACCGAACUUGCGAACAAAUCGGCGCCUCUGCAUCCACAGAAAUCCAAGCCGCGGCCAGGAAAGUCGCCGAUGAAAACCGACGGCUGCGAGUCCUUCUCCAAUCACAUGGCAUAUCG